Phascolarctos cinereus (koala) is the source of this 1421-nucleotide messenger RNA. RefSeq names its product opsin 5 (gene OPN5). Gene Ontology annotation, molecular function: G protein-coupled receptor activity. The record is from RefSeq and is a predicted model, not a curated record. Lineage: Eukaryota; Metazoa; Chordata; Mammalia; Diprotodontia; Phascolarctidae. Gene Ontology annotation, cellular component: membrane. Gene Ontology annotation, biological process: visual perception; G protein-coupled receptor signaling pathway.
CUUUGGUGUGAUAAAGUCUAGGACUAGCUGAUGCUCAGACAACUUCUAACAUUGAUCUGUGAAAUGAAGACCCAAUAAAGCAAACCUGAUGAAUCUUGAACAAAUGAAGUUAGAAACCCAGAGAAAGAAACUUCUGUUUUGAGAGCCCUUUAUACUGAUAGCUACUGUUAGUACAAGAACAGCAUGGCAUUAAACCACAGUGUCCCACCUCAAGAUGACUACAUUCCACACUAUCUUCGGGAUAGAGACCCUUUUGCAUCCAAACUCUCCUGGGAAGCUGACUUAGUAGCUGGUUUCUACUUAACUAUAAUUGGUGUGUUGUCCACCUUGGGAAAUGGCUACGUGAUUUAUAUGUCUUCAAAAAGGAAGAAGAAGCUGAGACCUGCUGAAAUAAUGACAGUUAAUUUAGCAGUCUGUGACCUGGGGAUUUCAGUUGUAGGCAAGCCUUUCACGAUCAUUUCUUGCUUCUCUCAUCGCUGGGUGUUUGGCUGGGUUGGCUGCCGCUGGUAUGGAUGGGCCGGUUUUUUCUUCGGCUGUGGGAGCCUUAUCACUAUGACUGCUGUCAGCCUGGACAGAUACUUGAAAAUCUGCUACCUCUCUUACGGGACUUGGCUGAAGAGACACCAUGCCUACAUCUGCCUGGUAAUCAUCUGGGCCUAUGCUACCUUCUGGGCAACCAUGCCCUUGGCAGGUCUGGGGAACUACGCCCCUGAGCCCUUUGGAACGUCCUGCACCCUCGACUGGUGGCUGGCGCAGGCCUCUGUGACCGGACAAACGUUCAUCCUGAACAUCCUUUUCUUCUGUCUCUUGCUCCCAACUGCCGUGAUUGUCUUCUCCUACGUGAAGAUAAUUGCUAAGGUCAAGUCCUCCACCAAAGAAGUGGCCCAUUUCGACAGCCGGAUCCAGAGUAGUCAUGUGCUGGAAAUGAAACUGACCAAGGUGGCAAUGUUGAUCUGUGCAGGGUUCCUGAUUGCCUGGAUCCCCUAUGCCGUGGUGUCAGUGUGGUCAGCUUUUGGACAGCCUGAUUCCAUCCCGGUUCAGUUUUCAGUGGUGCCAACUUUGCUUGCGAAGUCAGCAGCUAUGUACAACCCAAUUAUUUACCAGGUCAUUGACUGCAAAUUUGCCUGUUGCCAAUCUGGUAGGCAGAAAGCAGCCAAGGAGGAAUCUCUGAGGGAUUACAGGAGGCAUACCGUGUCCACCAUCAGGAAAUCAUCCUCGGUGUCUGAAACCCAUCAAGAGGUUCUUAUGUAGCUACUCCAUUGUUGCGGAAGUGGAGAGCGUGGCCAUUUUACUGGAGAGAGCAUGGUGUAAUGGAAGCCAGAAUUCCAAGGUUUGAGGCCUAAUUGCCACUGACUAGCUCUGACACCCUGGGCAAAUUACUUAACAUUUUUAACCCUCGGUUUCCUCAUUUGUCAAAUGUG